Molecule: messenger RNA, 492 nt
Organism: Lycium barbarum (goji berry)
Lineage: Eukaryota; Viridiplantae; Streptophyta; Magnoliopsida; Solanales; Solanaceae
Exons: 2
Coding region: 1-492 (163 amino acids)
Molecular function (GO): nucleic acid binding
Source: RefSeq, a predicted model, not a curated record
AUGUAUCAGCAACUUAGCACAUAUAGACCAAAACUCUAUUAUGCUAAGGUGCUGUGGAGAAUGCCACUAUCAGGAAGACUGAAAUGCAACACAGAUGGAGCAAGUAGAGGCAAUCCUGGUAGGAGUUCAUAUGGUUUCUGUAUAAGAGAUAGCAGAGGAGAUUUGGUGUAUGCUCAAGCCAAGGACAUUGGAAUCAAGGAAAAUACAGAAGCAGAAGCUGAGGGUUCAUGGACUACACCAUGGGAGUUAAAGGACAUUGUGGAGGACAUCAAAGAGGGCCUGAGAUUUAUACAAGGUCAAAGCAUGCACACUUUCAGAGAAGGCAACAAACUGGCAGGUUUCCUUGCAAAUCAGGCUUUAGACAAUGAAGACUUGGAACUGAAUAGCUUUGCAGAUGUGCCUAGAGAAGGAAGCAAGAUCAUCGACAUGGACAAGUCACAAAUUCCUCAACUGAGGAUCAAAACAAGGAGGAUAAGUCGAAUAUGCAGCUAA